AUGAUUAAUUAAUCUCCAGAAGCAGAAAAACAAUCAGAUGAGUUAUCUAAGCUUAAACUAAGUUUGAUGUUAAAAGAUAAUGAAAUAAGAGCAUUAAAACUUAAGGUUAACCCAAGUGAUGAAAUUGAAAGACUUCAGUUAGAAUGUGAAAAAAUGAAGGAAGCAUAUGAAUAAGAAAUAAAUCUUUUGAAAGAAGAGAAUUAUGAGUAUUCAGAACUAUUGAAAGAAACUCAAGACUAGGCUGAAUAUCUAAAAUCAGUGAUAAUAGGCAAAGAUAAAGAGAUUGCUGAACUGAAAUCAUAAAAUGCUAAUGAUGAAAUUGUAAAAUCAAGAUCCAGAAAUGGAGAAUUAUAACUAGCAUUAGCAGAAAAUGCUAAUUUAAAAAACGAAUUGUAAAUAUUAUAAACUAAAUUGGAUGAUUCUUAUUUAAGUAAAUAAGUUAUGGAUGAACAACUAUAAAGUUUAGGAUAGAUGUUAGAAGUAGAAUAACGUAAUACAUUAAAUUAAGCAAAUUAAAUAAGCACUUUAUAAAAGGAGGCUUAAUAUUUAAGAAACUCUGUUAAUGAUAGAGAAAGAUUUAUAGUUGGUAAGGAGAAGAUUAUUAAAUUAAAAGAUGGAGAAAUUAAUAGAUAAUAAGAAAUUAUUAAUGAUACUCUUGCUAAAUUAGCAGAAUUGUAACAUGAUAACUAAGUUAUUAUUACAUAAAAUGAUUAAUAUUAUAAAUUACUACAAGAAAAAUAAGCAGAAAUUGAUUCUCUUAAAGAUUAAUUAUAAUUCUUUGCUGAAGAUUUAUAAAGAGUUUAAAACUAUGAAGGAUAAUAUAAUGAUGCUUAAUCUAAAAUUAAAUAAUUAGCUUAAUAUAUUUAAGAAUUAGAAAAAUAAUUAUAAGACUAAAUGAAUUAAUAUGAAAAAUAAAUUAAAGACUUAUUAGAUAAUGCAAAAGCAACUUAGGAUGAAAAGGAUUAAACUAUUGAUUAACUUGAAAAAGAUAAUUCUUCUUAAACUAAUUAACUAGAUGCAUAAAAUAAAUAAAUACAAUAAUUAUAAAAAGAACUUAAAGAUGCUGAUAAUAAAAGAGAAAGAGAAUUUAAAGAUGUUUAAAGAAAAUUAGAUGCUGAACUCAAAAAAACUGCUACUCUAGACAAAAAUAAUAAAACAUUAAAAGAUAAAAAUGACGAAUUAAAUAAAUAAAUUAAUACUGCCAAUCAAGAAUUGGAUUAAUUAGAUGAAAAAAUAGCUGAUUUAUAAUAAUAAGUUAAAGAUUAAUAAAAUUUAAUUAAAGAUCUUGAAAAAGAAGUUAAAGAUUUAAAUAAAGAAAAAUUAAAUUUAAUUUAAGAUAAUAAUAAUUUACAUUAAAAGUAUAAUUAAGCAGAAGAAAAGGCAUUAUUAUAAUAAAAAGAUCUAGCAAAAGUCUAAAAAGAAUUAAGUGAAAAACAUAAUGAUGCUGAAUAAUUAAAUAAAGAUUUAGAUGAAUAUGAAUAAGAAAAUAAAGAAUUAUAAAAAGAAAUUGUUUCAUUAAAUGACUAAAUUAAUUAAUUAAAUAAAGAAAUUACUUAAAAAUAGAAAUAAAUUGAUUAAUAAAGUAGAGAAAUUUAAAAAUUAUAAGAUACUAUAGAAAAGUAAAAGUAAGAUAAUUAAAAUAAAUAAUAAGAAAAUAAAUAAUUAUAAUUAAAUAAUAAUGAUUUAAACAAAUAAUUAAAUGAAUCAAAAAAACAAAAUUAAAAACUUUAAGAUUAAAUUAGCAAUGCAGAAUAAAAGUAAAAUAAGAAUUAAGAUUAAUUAAAAAACUAACUAUAAGAAGCAUAAAAUGAAAUUAGAUAAUUAAAGGAUCAAAUUAAAGAGUAAGAAAAAGAAAAGAAAAAUUUAUAAAAUGAAAUAAAUAAUCUCAAUAAAGAAUGUGAUGAUUUAGAUGCAAAACUUUAAUAAAAAAUUAAAGAAUAACAAGAAAAUUCAGAAAUUAUUAGACUAAAUGAUGAAUUAAAUAAGGCUCUAUAAUAAUUAAAAUAAAAAGAAGACUAAUUAACAAAAGUCUAAAAUGAAUUAAACAAAUUGAAAGAAUAAAGAUAAAAAGAUGUUAAAGAAUAAAAAGACAAAGAAUAAUAAAGAAAAGACCUUGAAAAAAAAGUUAAAGAUUUAGAUGUAGAAUGUGAUUAAUUAGAUUAAGAAAGACAAGCAGCUGUUAAUGAGGCUGAAAAACUAAAACAAGAUUUGUAAAAUUUAAAUGAUUUAAAAAAGUAAUUAAAAGAUACUUAAAAUAAAUUAACUUAAGCUGAAAAACAAAUAGCAUAGCUUGAUCCUGAAACAGUUAAAAAUAAAAUAUAAAAAGCUGAACAAGAUGCUAAAAAUGCCUUAUAAGCAUAAAAUCAAUCUAAAAAAGAGUUAGAUAAAGCUAAUAGUUUAUUAAAAUAAAAAGAAAAAGAAAUCAAAGACUUAGAUGAUGAAUGUAAUGCUUUGGAUGAUUAAGUUAAAAAUUUAAAAGAAUAAGUUUAAUAAUAAGAAAAUGAAAUUAAAGAUAAAUAAAAUUAAAUAGAUUAAUUAGAAUAACAAAAUCAAUAAUUAAAAAAAGAUGAUAUAAAAGGAGAAAUUGAUAAAUUAAGAAAAUUUAUUUAAGAAUAAAAACCAUUACUUGAUAAUUUAGAAAAAGAAUCAUCAUAAAGUGAUAAAAGGAGAUAAGAUUUAGAAAAAUAAAUAGCCAAAAGUUAAGAUGAAUUAAACAAGCUUAAAAAGAAGAAAGGAGGAAAUGCAGAUAAUGAUUAAUAAAUAUAAAAUUUAGUUUAAAAGCUUGAUGAACUAGAUAAUUAAUUAUAAUAAGAAGUGGAUAAAUAUAUAGAAUCAGUUUCAAACAUUGAAAAGAUACUUACAGGUAAUUAUUACUUUAAAUCUAGAUAUUACUGAAAAACUAUUAAAAUUAAAACUACAAAUAAAUGAAGUACAAGAAGAAGAUGGUUAAUAAUUUAAUGAUGUUUUUUAAGUAGAAUUUUUUAAUUAUUAUUUAGCUUGUAAAAAAUCUUUGUAAUGAUUACAAAUAAGGUUUAGCAACACAUAACUAAGCUAUGGAAGAUCUUUUAAAGUAAAUAAAUAAAUAAUUUUGAUAAUUAUUUGAUUGAAAUUGUCAGUUAUCAUAUUUAUAU
Messenger RNA from Paramecium sonneborni, 3131 nucleotides. The record is from the annotation of a GenBank genome assembly. Lineage: Eukaryota; Ciliophora; Oligohymenophorea; Peniculida; Parameciidae.